AUGGCAACAGCAACAAUUCUGUCAUCUAACUCCAAUGACCAACUCUUCGACAAAGGCAAAGCCUUCUGGAACAAUUACCUCAAAGGCCGCCCCUCCGCGCCCGACGUCUUUUUCCAGCGCCUCUUCAACUACCACCAAUCGCACGGGGGCAAGUUCGGGACGGUGCACGAUGUGGGCGCCGGCAACGGGCCCUACGCACACAUCCUCCGCUCCAAGUUCCAGCAUGUGAUUAUCUCCGACAUCGCGAAGGAGAACGUCGUCCUCGCCGAGGGUCGUCUCGGGAACGAUGGGUUCAGCUACCGCGCUGCCCGGGUCGAAGAGAGCGACGACAUCGCUCCCGGCAGCGUGGAUAUGGUCUUUGCGACCAACGUCAUGCAUUUCUGCGACCAGCCGCUUGCAAUGAGCGUAAUCGCGCGCCAACUCCGUUCUGGGGGCACAUUUGCCUGCGCAGCCUUUGGAGCGGCGCAGUUUGAGGAUCCCCGUAUUCAGGACGUCUACACUCGCAUCAAUUACUCCGGAGGUCGAGCCUUACUCGCUAAGGCCGAUGACCCGGAGAAGCUGGAAGCCGUCAUGGCCCGCACGCAGGGCAAGUACAAUGUCGCCCCGUUGGAUGGAGGGCUGUGGCUUCCCCGUGCGCAGCGCAUUCACCUCAACAUGGCGAACGGCGGCAUCACGGCUCCCUUGCCGCCUGAGGUGCAGGUCCACGAGCCUGUCUAUACUGGGGUUGACGAUGUGGAAACCUUUGUUCAGGAGGAUGGGUGGAGCUUUGUGACGGAGCUUGAGGGUGUCAAGGAGCAUGUGCUGUCGUUUCCGUUCGCGCGGGAAGAUCCGCAUUUCGGGGAGUUGUGGCAGGAGAUGGAAGAUCUCAUUGGGGACGAUGAGACCUCCGACCGUUUGACCAGCUACAGAACUGCCAGUAUGCCCGCCCCCGCCGAGACACAAACCGCCACCUUGAACAAAUUCAUCGAAGGCUGGAAAGGCUGGACACCGGAUGGCUUUCUGGCCAGCUGGUCGGACGACUGCGCCCAGGUGACUCUGCCCUUCAGCUCCGGGGUUCCGCCUCGCACCCGGGCCAUCACCGAGAAGCUCUUCCCGAAGCUCAUGUCGAUUCUGACCAACUUUCAGCUGACGGUGCACAACGUCAUCCAUGAUCCCGCGGAGAGCAAGGCGGUUAUCUAUGCCAUCACCACGGCCGACUCGCCCUUCGGGCCGUACAAGAACGAACACGCCUGUUUUGUGUGGUUCGAUGAGAGUGGCGGGUCCGUGAACCGGAUCGAGGAGAUGUUUGACGGGGUGUUUAUGAAGAGCUUUCUGCCCAAGUUGGAAGCGUACAUUAAGGGACAGGAGGAGGCUUGA
This is a messenger RNA of Aspergillus uvarum CBS 121591, 1356 nucleotides long. RefSeq names its product class I SAM-dependent methyltransferase. The record is from RefSeq and is a predicted model, not a curated record. Gene Ontology annotation, molecular function: S-adenosylmethionine-dependent methyltransferase activity. The transcript is spliced from 3 exons. NCBI's taxonomy places the organism in Eukaryota, Fungi, Ascomycota, Eurotiomycetes, Eurotiales, Aspergillaceae. Bases 1 to 1356 code for a protein of 451 amino acids.